AUGCUGCCCCGCGACCCGUACAGCGUUGCGCCCUUCGUGCUGCUGCGGCCGGCGGCGGCGCACACGCGGCGAGUGCUCUCCCAAACCGCUGGCGGCCGUGCGCCCUUGCGAAACCGGUGCCACAGCGGGUACUCCGACACCAAUCCUACGCUAGCUAAUUCGAUGUCAUCAGGCUUCACUAUGGCACUUGCCAUGCCAACGACACUAAAAUGUACCAAAGCUGGUGGGAACAAAAGGCUCAAGUAUGCUGUAUCAGCUAUACAAGGAUACUGUGAAGAUAUGGAAGAUGAUCAUGCAGUUGUUGAAGAUAUGGAUAGAGAGACAUCAUUCUUUGGCGUUUAUGAUGGACAUGGAGUUUGUAACCUUAUAUACACUCAAAGAAUACUUGACUGUUCACUCAUCCUUUUGUUUUCAGCAACAUGGCCUGCUGUUGCAAGGUACUGUGCAAACCAUCUGCACAUUGAGCUUCUCAAGCAGCCAGCGUUUCAUCGUAAUCUCGCUCAUCCAAUUGAGAGAACAUUCUUCAGAAUGGAUGUAAUGAUGAGAGAUAGGAAUGCCGAAAAGGAAUUAUCUAAGUAUGGUGGUAACAAGCACUGGAGAAAAUUUAGAAAGAAUCUUUGCAUGAGCUCCAUCUUUCCUUGCUUUAUACAGCGACCUCCCUACGAGGGACCACUAGUGGAUGGAUGCACUGCAUGUGUUGCUCUGAUUAGAGGCAACCAAAUAAUAAUUGGAAAUGCUGGUGAUUCACGUUGUGUACUCUCAAGAAAUGGCCAGGCUGUUGCUUUAUCCACAGAUCAUAAACAAUGCCUUCCUGCUGAAAGACAAAGAAUCGAAAAAGCAAGAAAUGCAACUGUUAGAGUUAGAGGAGAUGCCCCUCAAAUUGAUGAUGGAAUUUCGACUUCAAGAUCGAUAGGUGACCUUAAAUGCAAGCAGAAUAUCAGCCUGUUUCCCCAGGACCAAAUAUUGAUUGCUUUUCCAGAAGUGCAGUCUGAAGAAAUAAUCGCUGAGUCAGAAUUUCUUGUUAUAGCAUGCAAAUAUGCAAUGAAUUCUGCCAAUUCCCCUUUACCCUUUACCAUAUAUCUCUCUCCGUCUUCUCUCUUCUCCACAAGUCCCAUCGAUCCCCAACGCUCAUCUAAAAAAUCCAGAACCCAGCAAAGCCCUAAACCCACGCCACCAUGCCGGAGGUCGAACCUGACCUCGAGGCUGGCGUGGCCGCAGCAUCACACGAAGGCGGAGGUGAAGCUUGAGGCCGAUCCCAAGGCCGCGGCGACCGCCGAGGCUAAAACCGCCGUGACGCCGCCGCCGCAGAAUUUGGAGCAGGGGACCCCGCGCCUGCAGUGGGAGUUCGUGCGGAAGGUGUACGCCGUCAUCUUCCUGCAGUACCGGCUCGCGGGUGGCGUCGUCGCCGUCACCUGCUUCGUGCCCGCCGUCCCGCGCUUCUUCACGUCCCCCCACGUCGCCGUCGAUAUCGCCUUCAUCGCCAUCGUUGUCGCCCCCUUUAUCGCGUUAUGGCCGAUGCUCAAGUACAGGGAGAAGCACCCGAUGAAUCUGCUGCUGCUUGGCCUCGUCACGCUCUGCUUCAGCCUCAGCAUCGGCAUCUUGACCUCCGUCUUCACCACAAUUGGUACAGUGGUUUUGCAAUCUAUGAUUCUUACAGAAGUUGCUAUGAUUAACCUCGUCAUCUACACAUUCUGAGCAUCCAUAAGACACUAUAAAGUCACCUUCCUGUUCCCCUUCCUGAUCACCCACCUCCUCACAUUUGUGAUCUACUUGACCAUUCAGGUCAAUUGUCCUCUGGGAAGCAUCAACAUGAGCGGAUUCGGUUGCGUUGUCAACGUGUUGUUCGUUGUGUUCAUCAUCCAUGACACAGACCUGUUGAUCAAGCGCCACAAAUUCAAUGAGCACAUCUUUGCUGCAAUAUCACUAUACUCCGACCUCAUCAACCUGGCCCUUUCUUGUCUGUCACCCAGUACGUUGAUCAAAUAGUUGUACAAGCGUGGCAAAUGGUUCUACGUAAUAUUAAUAAUUAGACCCCCUAAGGUAUCUUGGCCUUUAUGGAUCUGCACAAGGCAGUCCUAGUUGGUGGGCAACUGCAUCUGACUUUAGUCGAGAUCAUAAACACUCGCUGAUCGCUUGUUAAGUUGAUGUUCGAGUAGUUAAUGUGUUCUCUUAUAUGUAGCCAGUCAUGCUACUUUUGGGGUUUAUUCACACCGUUGUUUGCAGCUCUGCUGCUGAUUACCUGAACGGUGACUGUUCUGGUUGGUUUUUAUUUGGAACAGUCUAUUUGUAUGCAGAUGACUAAUACUAGUUCGUUGUUU
Messenger RNA from Setaria italica (foxtail millet), 2318 nucleotides. RefSeq lists its product as uncharacterized. The record is from RefSeq and is a predicted model, not a curated record. Bases 1 to 1695 code for a protein of 564 amino acids. Gene Ontology annotation, biological process: protein dephosphorylation. Gene Ontology annotation, molecular function: cation binding; protein serine/threonine phosphatase activity. The transcript is spliced from 14 exons. Lineage: Eukaryota; Viridiplantae; Streptophyta; Magnoliopsida; Poales; Poaceae.